UGGAUGUUCAAUGGAACAUCAUCGUUUUCUCAAGGCGUGAUUUUUGACUCCUUCGACAAACUGAUUGUUUUAUCGGCCAAUUUCAGUCAUGAAGGAAAUUACAGUUGCAAUGCCAUUGAUAAAGUGAGCUACCUACAAGGCAAUGUCGUUGUUCGUGUCAAGUACCCUGAAACCUGCACUAAAGUGAGGGCAAACAUCAGUGACGUCAGUGGUAACUACGUCAUCGAUCCUGACGGCGAACUUGGCGAGGAUCCUUUUUCAGUUUAUUGUAACAUGACUGACAAAGGAGGUGUUGGAGUGGCAGUUGUCAGUCACGACAGCGAGAAGAAAACCCACGUGAAAGGAUUUGAGUUACCAGAGCACUAUACACGUAAAGUACACUACAUUGGUACCAGCCUCUUUCAAUUAGCGGCUUUGACACAAGCUUCAGAGAAGUGUGAGCAAUUCAUUAAAGUCGAAUGCCACGGAGCUACAAUAAAUGAAGCAUACUGGUUGUCACGAGAGGGUGAAAAAAUGAAGUACUGGGGAGGAGUUCCUCACGGGAAAGGGUGCGCAUGCGGACUGACAAACUCCUGUGACGCUCCAAAACGGCAUUGUAACUGUGCAACGAAUGACUAUGUUUGGCGGAAGGACAGCGGUCUUCUUACUAACAGGAGUCACCUUCCAGUCAUUCAGCUGAACUUUGGUGAUACGGGAGAUAGCAAUGAAGAACUCUUUUAUACUCUGGGUAAACUGCGGUGCUAUACUUCUGCCGGAAUGACACCAAAGUGAUAUGAUCGUGCACUGCAGGUCUAACACGCGAGAGCCUGUUAAACCAUCCCAAAGAGGACUGGAAUUGCACCUUUUGUACAAACGCGCUCGCCAGUCUUCACUAGCAAAUGAGUUGCUUUGGGAGAGGCCGAGAUAGUAUUUCUGCCGACAAAAAAAAUUGAAAAAAAUUAGUCAUAGAGAGGACGAGAAAACAGUGGGAAGCUCCAAAUUUACUGAUUCGCGUUUCGCCCAAAUCACCACAGGAAUCGCCACACCAAUCGCUCUGACGAAGGGCUAACG
Pocillopora damicornis (cauliflower coral) is the source of this 1050-nucleotide messenger RNA. RefSeq names its product titin. Gene Ontology annotation, cellular component: plasma membrane; cell-cell junction. NCBI's taxonomy places the organism in Eukaryota, Metazoa, Cnidaria, Anthozoa, Scleractinia, Pocilloporidae. The record is from RefSeq and is a predicted model, not a curated record. Gene Ontology annotation, biological process: cell-cell adhesion. Gene Ontology annotation, molecular function: cell adhesion molecule binding.